This is a messenger RNA of Colletotrichum godetiae, 861 nucleotides long. RefSeq lists its product as uncharacterized. The transcript is spliced from 2 exons. The coding region runs from base 1 to 861 and encodes 286 amino acids. The record is from RefSeq and is a predicted model, not a curated record. NCBI's taxonomy places the organism in Eukaryota, Fungi, Ascomycota, Sordariomycetes, Glomerellales, Glomerellaceae.
AUGCUCGUCUUAAUCGCCGGAAUAUCUGGCAACCUUGGCAGUCGCCUAGCAAUAGUUGCGAAACAGCGCGGCCUAUCUGUUAGGGGCCUAGGACGCGAUCCCUCGAGAUUGAGUCCUGAGCUAGCCCAAAGUCUUGAAUCCUUCGUCACAAGUCGCAACUAUUACGACACUCCGGCUCUAGACAAAGCCGUGGCUGGCGUGGAUGCGAUUAUCUGUGCCUACAACCCGACACCUCUCCUGGACCUCGACGGAUGUCUCUCACUCCUCCGGGCUGCCGAGCGGGCAAAUGUCAAGGUCUUCAUGGCCUCCUCGUGGAACAAUGAUUGGACGAAGAUCAAGUUUGGCGAUUUUGAGCAUUACGAUGCUCACAUUGCCUUCGAGCAGCAGGCCGCUAUGACAAGCUCAAUAAAACCGGUGUACCUUUUCACAGGAGUCUUUGCCGACCUAUUGUUCACCCCCUACGGACCGGGAGGUUUUGAUACUUCUGGCGACGUCCCUCAAAUGCGUUACUGGGGCGAGGGGAACAAGAAAUUGCAUUCCUGGACAGUGCAGGAUGACGUUGCUGCAUGGACCAUUGAGAUUCUGAUCAAUGGAGGCGGCGUUCAAGAGGGCAAGGGAGGGUUCUUCAGAAUGCGCUCCGGAGUGAAUACGAUCGAGGAGCUGGCGUUAGCAUACGAAGAGGCCACGGGGACCUUUGUUGAAGUCAAGCGUCAAGGCACCCUGGGGAUGCUCGCGGAAGAGAUUGCCAGACUGCGCAGAGAAAAGGGAAGGGAUAGGAACUUUGAUGAAAUCGCAGCUUUGGAACAUGUUCGCAAGCCCACGACUCUGGAAGAACACCUGAAGGUUCGGUUCGGAAGCUAA